AUGCUAUGCCGAAACUGUCAUCCUCAACAAUCUAUUUAUAGCGUUGCGUCCCCGUUGGUGGCUGGUGCCGUAGCUUUACUCUUGAGUGGACUAACGGUUGAGCAGAGACUGCUCGUCAAUCCUACGAGUGUCAAGCAGAUACUUAUCGAAUCAGCAAUACCUAUCAAGGGCGCUAAUCUAUUUCAGCAAGGUUCGGGUCAGCUCAAUCUAUUUGGUGCCCAUGACAUCCUACGCACCUACACACCACAUCUGUCGACUGUGCCGUCGCGUCUAGACUUCUCAGACUGUCCUUAUCUAUGGCCCUAUUGUGCACAGCCGUUGUACUGUAGUGGGAUGGGACAUACAGUCAAUGUGACUGUAUUGAACGCGCUCAGUGUUAACGCUACAUUUGGGGCUACGCCUGUGUGGAUAGGCGACGAGAAGGCUGCCAUUGAUGUAUUGGAG
Molecule: messenger RNA, 444 nt
Organism: Sphaeroforma arctica JP610
Lineage: Eukaryota; Ichthyosporea; Ichthyophonida
Exons: 2
Biological process (GO): proteolysis
Molecular function (GO): serine-type endopeptidase activity
Source: RefSeq, a predicted model, not a curated record